Helianthus annuus (common sunflower) is the source of this 1760-nucleotide messenger RNA. Its product is annotated as poly [ADP-ribose] polymerase tankyrase-2. Gene Ontology annotation, molecular function: protein binding. Bases 127 to 1512 code for a protein of 461 amino acids. The transcript has 14 exons. Lineage: Eukaryota; Viridiplantae; Streptophyta; Magnoliopsida; Asterales; Asteraceae. The record is from RefSeq and is a predicted model, not a curated record.
ACGUAUCUAGAGAGGGUGUUUGGGUUAGCUUAGUCUUAGUCUGGAUAUAAAACCCCUAACUUCUCGAAAGCCCCCAAUUUAGGGUUUAACAAACGCAACACUUCUGAACUCUGAUCUACAACAUACAUGGCUCCAGAUGCUUCCGAUGCUCUUGCAGUGAGAGAAAAAGUUCAACAGUUCUUGAACGCUGCAGUUACCGGAAACCUCGAUUUCUUGAAGAGUGUAGCUGCACAGUUAGAUGAUGGAAAAGGAUUAUCGCAGACGGUGGCGAAUGUUAAGGAUGCGAAUAAACGAGGAGCUUUGCAUUUUGCUGCAAGAGAGGGACAGACUGAGGUUUGCAAGUAUUUGCUUGAGGAAUUGAAACUUGAUGUGAAUGUUAAAGAUGAGGAUGGUGAGACACCUCUUAUUCAUGCUGCAAGGCAAGGACAUAUUAGUACUGCUAAAUACCUCAUCGAACAUGGGGCUGAUCCUUCGCUAUCGAGUGAGUUAGGAGCUACGGCUCUGCAUCAUGUUGCCGGAAUAGGACACAUUGAGUUGAUGGAGUUAUUGAUCUCCCAUGGUGUUGAUGUUAAUUCACAAAGUGAGUCUGGUACCCCGUUGAUUUGGGCUGCUGGUCAUGGACAACAAGAUGCUUUAAAACUUCUACUAAAACACAAGGCUGAUCCUAAUAUUGAAACUGAUGAUGGCAUUACUCCUUUGCUGUCAGCUGUAGCUGCAGGCUCACUCCAAUGUUUAGAGCUGUUAAUUCAGGCAGGUGCUAAAGUAAAUAUUAUUGCUGGUGGAGCAACCCCACUACAUAUCGCCGCUGAUAUUGGUAACUCAGAAUUGAUCACAUGCUUGCUUAAAGCUGGCGCUGAUCCCAAUAUGACCGAUGAGGAUGGCUUAAAGCCUGUACAAGUUGCAGCUGCUCGAGGUAACCGGGCUGCUGUUGAGAUGCUUUUACCACUAUCAUCUCAAGUGGAAACCGUUAAAGAUUGGACAGUUGAUGGUUUAAUCAACCAUAUGCAGUCCGAAGGUGCUAAAGAACAGGAAGUAGAAAGAAAUACAAGAGAUAUUCCAACCAAUUCGCCAAGUGAUGCUACUGUUUCAACCAAAGAAAUACCUAAGGUGUCAGCGGAAGCAAAGAAAAAAGCUGCUGAAGCCAAAUCAAGAGCAGAUGAUGCUUUCAGACGGAAGGAAUAUCAGAUAGCUGUAGAUGCUUAUACUCAGGCAAUUGAUUUUGACCCGAGUGACGCUACGUUGUUAUCAAAUCGUAGUCUCUGUUGGAUGCGCCUUGGGCAAGCUGACCGGGCGUUAACUGAUGCACAAGCGUGUAGGGAAUUGAGACCCAACUGGCAGAAAGCUUGGUAUAGAGAGGGUUCAGCUUUGCGUUUGAUGCAGAAAUUUGAUGAAGCAGCAAAUGCGUUUUAUGAGGGUGUUAAGCUUGACCCUGAAAAUAUGGAACUUGUACAUGCUUUCAGGGAAGCAGUUGAAGCUGGAAGACAAUUUCACGGUGUUAACAAGGAAAAAUAGGGAAUGAUCUAGUCCCUCUAGCACACAGAUCGGCGAUCAAUGACGUUGAUAAUGUAUGUUUAGUUGGCAGUUAGUGCGGUCUUCAUUUUUGAUCUGUUUUGUUUGGAUGAAAAGUGUUUUUAUAUCGCAGAUGAUUAUAUGAGGUGUUUGCGUCGUGACUAAAGUUUUCUACUCGUCGUGUACAUUAUGGUGGUUUUAAAUUGCCUGUGUACUAUAUGAUUGUUUUGAUUUAGUCAGGGUCUUAUUUA